Chanos chanos (milkfish) is the source of this 2169-nucleotide messenger RNA. It is a transcript of the gene gucy1b2, whose product is annotated as guanylate cyclase 1, soluble, beta 2. The coding region runs from base 97 to 2169 and encodes 690 amino acids. Gene Ontology annotation, biological process: cGMP biosynthetic process; response to oxygen levels. The transcript is spliced from 14 exons. The record is from RefSeq and is a predicted model, not a curated record. Gene Ontology annotation, molecular function: heme binding; guanylate cyclase activity. Gene Ontology annotation, cellular component: guanylate cyclase complex, soluble. Lineage: Eukaryota; Metazoa; Chordata; Actinopteri; Gonorynchiformes; Chanidae.
UUUAUAAACACCUGCCUUAAGACUCUGGUCAUUGAGAAAUUUGGAGAGGAGACAUGGGAGAAACUCAGUACACAGGCAGAAGUCCAGGACACCUUUAUGACUUAUGAAAUUUAUGAUGAUGUCAUCACCAUUCGUUUGGUGCAAGAGGCUUGCAAAAUGUUGGAUGUGUCACAGGAGGUAGUGCUGAAGCUGUUUGGAGAGUAUUUCUUCAGCUUCUGCAAGAUGUCUGGAUAUGAUGCAAUGCUGCGUACUCUGGGAGGCAAUCUGGUGGAUUUCAUUGAAAACCUCGAUGCUCUCCACAGUUAUCUGGCUCUGUCCUAUCAGGAGAUGAACGCUCCCUCCUUUCGAGUGGAGAAAAUGGAGAAUGGCAAGAUGCUACUCCACUAUUACUCUGACAGGAAAGGCUUGUACCACAUUGUCCCUGGUAUUAUCGAGGCAGUGGCUAAGGAUUUCUUUGACAGUGAGGUCACCAUGACCAUUCUGAACCAGUCAGAAGAGGAUGAGAGAACUGGGAAAAAAGAGCAUGUUGUUUUCUUGGUUGUGCAGAGGAGCUGUCGGCCCAAAACAAAAGGCCAGAUAACAGCAAGCAGGACUGAAGUGGAGUUAGAGAUUUAUCGAAAGGAGAGGGAAGAGACACUGAGAAAAAUGAAGGCCAGGUAUGCUAACCUGCCAGCGUGUCCAGGGAAACGGUCGCCAUGGGAGAUAGUCAGAAGCAUUGUCAAAUUUGGCCAAGGGAAAAUUCAGCAUUCGUUUACUCCAUGCUACCCACAGAGGCUCUGGAUUGAAGAACAAGCAUUCUGCAACGCCUUCCCUUUUCACAUCGUCUUUGACAGAGAACUCAGAGUGAAACAGACCGGGGUGAACAUUCAGAAGUUUGUGCCUGGCCUACAGACGCUGGAUAUCAGACUGGAUGAAUACUUCAGUAUCGUCCAUCCGCAAGUCACCUUCAACAUUGAGAGUAUCAAGAAGUUUAUCAAUAGUCAGUUUGUGCUUAAGACCAGGAGGGAGAUGGCUCCAGAACCAUCCCAACAGAAGUCCCUGCUCAAACUGAGAGGUCAGAUGCUGUGGAUGGAGUCCCUGGGCUGUAUGGUGUACCUCUGCUCUCCUAAACUGCGUAGCCUCCAGGAGCUCGAGGAACGAGGUUUACACAUCGCCGACAUAGCCCAGCACGACACCACCCGCGACCUUAUCCUCCUCAACCAACAGCGCCUGGCUGAGAUCGAGCUCUCCAACCAGCUGGAACGCAAAAAGGAAGAGCUGCGCAUCCUCUCACGCCAUCUGGAGAUAGAGAAAAAAAAGACAGAGACGCUGCUCUACGCCAUGCUCCCUCGUCACGUGGCCAACCAGCUGAAAGAGGGCAAGAGAGUGGAAGCAGGGGAGUUUAAUGUGUGCACCAUUCUGUUCAGUGAUGUUGUGACCUUCACCAACAUCUGCGCUGCCUGUGAACCAAUUCAGAUCGUCAACAUGCUCAAUGCCAUGUACUCCAGGUUUGACCGACUGACCAACAUCCACGAUGUCUACAAGGUGGAGACAAUCGGCGAUGCCUACAUGGUCGUUGGCGGCGUUCCCGUCCCCACCGACACCCACGCGGAGCGGGUGGCAAACUUUGCCCUGGGAAUGCGGAUCGCUGCCAGAGAAGUCACCAAUCCCAUCUCUGGACAACCAAUACAGAUUAGGGUGGGUCUCCACACAGGACCUGUGUUGGCAGGUGUUGUAGGGGAGAAGAUGCCACGUUACUGCCUGUUUGGAGACACAGUUAACACAGCUUCUCGUAUGGAGAGUCACGGUGUCCCAGACCACAUACACCUGAGUCCUUUCACCUACAGGGCACUGGAAGGUAAGAGCUUUGAGAUCAGCAAACGAGGAGAGAUCCAGGUCAAAGGAAAAGGCCUAAUGACCACGUAUUUCCUGCUGCACAACCUCAAAAUAUCUGAGGACCAGAUUAUGGGGAGACCAGGUGUGAACCUGGACCUUUAUGAAGAGGACCAGCAACAGUCAUCCCGGUGCAACACAGGUUUUGCUGAUAUGAAGCAAGCAGAGAGAGAUGAGGCCCCGCCCACUGAGGGGCAGAACAUGUCAUCACCACACUCUGCCGUUGCCCUAACUGACACUGUGAAUGGCUUACAGCCAGACCACAGGACUGACUCCAGACUCUGUUUAUUGCUCUAG